This is a messenger RNA of Symphalangus syndactylus (siamang), 1798 nucleotides long. It is a transcript of the gene IMPDH2, whose product is annotated as inosine monophosphate dehydrogenase 2. Gene Ontology annotation, biological process: GTP biosynthetic process. Gene Ontology annotation, molecular function: IMP dehydrogenase activity. The record is from RefSeq and is a predicted model, not a curated record. Gene Ontology annotation, cellular component: cytoplasm. NCBI's taxonomy places the organism in Eukaryota, Metazoa, Chordata, Mammalia, Primates, Hylobatidae.
GUCAGAGUCGCGCGCGGCGUAGUGACGAAAUCGGCUGGUUUAUAUUGGCGCGCCGCAGACGGCAGAGGUCUCUGCGGCGCGGUCCUCGGAGACACGCCGCGGUGUCCUGUGUAGGCCAUGGCCGACUACCUGAUUAGUGGGGGCACGUCCUACGUGCCAGACGACGGACUCACAGCACAGCAGCUCUUCAACUGCGGAGACGGCCUCACCUACAAUGACUUUCUCAUUCUCCCUGGGUACAUCGACUUCACUGCAGACCAGGUGGACCUGACUUCUGCUCUGACCAAGAAAAUCACUCUUAAGACCCCACUGGUUUCCUCUCCCAUGGACACAGUCACAGAGGCUGGGAUGGCCAUAGCAAUGGCGCUUACAGGCGGUAUUGGCUUCAUCCACCACAACUGUACACCUGAAUUCCAGGCCAAUGAAGUUCGGAAAGUGAAGAAAUACGAACAGGGAUUCAUCACAGACCCUGUGGUCCUCAGCCCCAAGGAUCGCGUGCGGGAUGUUUUUGAGGCCAAGGCCCGGCAUGGUUUCUGCGGUAUCCCAAUCACAGACACAGGCCGGAUGGGGAGCCGCUUGGUGGGCAUCAUCUCCUCCAGGGACAUUGAUUUUCUCAAAGAGGAGGAACAUGACUGUUUCUUGGAAGAGAUAAUGACAAAGAGAGAAGACUUGGUGGUAGCCCCUGCAGGCAUCACACUGAAGGAGGCAAAUGAAAUUCUGCAGCGCAGCAAGAAGGGAAAGUUGCCCAUUGUAAAUGAAGAUGAUGAGCUUGUGGCCAUCAUUGCCCGGACAGACCUGAAGAAGAACCGGGACUACCCACUAGCCUCCAAAGAUACCAAGAAACAGCUGCUGUGUGGGGCAGCCAUUGGCACUCAUGAGGAUGACAAGUAUAGGCUGGACUUGCUCGCCCAGGCUGGUGUGGAUGUAGUGGUUUUGGACUCUUCCCAGGGAAAUUCCAUCUUCCAGAUCAAUAUGAUCAAGUACAUCAAAGAGAAAUAUCCUAAUCUCCAAGUCAUUGGAGGCAAUGUGGUCACUGCUGCCCAGGCCAAGAACCUCAUUGAUGCGGGUGUGGAUGCCCUGCGGGUGGGCAUGGGAAGUGGCUCCAUCUGCAUUACGCAGGAAGUGGCUCCCAAGAUCCCUCCAGACAUAAAGUCCCACAGCCCCAAAUGCCCUUCUACUGUCACGGGUUGCUAUAUGCUGGCCUGUGGGCGGCCCCAAGCAACAGCAGUGUACAAGGUGUCAGAGUAUGCACGGCGCUUUGGUGUUCCGGUCAUUGCUGAUGGAGGAAUCCAAAAUGUGGGUCAUAUUGCGAAAGCCUUGGCCCUUGGGGCCUCCACAGUCAUGAUGGGCUCUCUCCUGGCUGCCACCACUGAGGCCCCUGGUGAGUACUUCUUUUCCGAUGGGAUCCGGCUAAAGAAAUAUCGCGGUAUGGGUUCUCUCGAUGCCAUGGACAAGCACCUCAGCAGCCAGAACAGAUAUUUCAGUGAAGCUGACAAAAUCAAAGUGGCCCAGGGCGUGUCUGGUGCUGUGCAGGACAAAGGGUCCAUCCACAAAUUUGUCCCUUACCUGAUUGCUGGCAUCCAACACUCAUGCCAGGACAUUGGUGCCAAGAGCUUGACCCAAGUCCGAGCCAUGAUGUACUCUGGGGAGCUUAAGUUUGAGAAGAGAACGUCCUCAGCCCAGGUGGAAGGUGGCGUCCAUAGCCUCCAUUCGUAUGAGAAGCGGCUUUUCUGAAAAGGGAUCCAGCACACCUCCUCGGUUUUUUUUUUUUUUUUUUUCAAUAAAAGUUUAGAAAGAA